Messenger RNA from Racocetra fulgida, 1115 nucleotides. The record is from the annotation of a GenBank genome assembly. Lineage: Eukaryota; Fungi; Glomeromycota; Glomeromycetes; Diversisporales; Gigasporaceae.
AUUGGAACUGUGAUAAUAAUUUAUAUUGGGAUUGUGAUGUAGAAAAAUGUGAAUAUUGGGAUCUUGAUGUUGAAUUUACUACUAGUGCAGAAAUAGCAAAAGGGACAGAUGUAUGUGAUGAAUGUGGAUUUGGGUCUGUAUAUUCUGCAAUUUGGCAAGAUGGACAAAUUAGAGGUUGGGAUAUAAAUGAUCAAAAGUGGAUUCGUGUAGGAAUUCAGAGUGUAGCAUUAAAAACAAUAAAUAAUCCAAUAGAUCCAAUUUCUGAUCUUUUAAAAGAAAUUGAAUUAAAUAUUCAGGUAGUUGAUGAUCCACAUUUUAUUAGAUGUUUAGGUAUUACUCAAGAUUCUAAAACACAUAAUUAUAUGAUAGUAAUGGAAUAUGCGACAUCAGGUAGUCUUCGUGCAUAUAUGAAUACUAAUAAUAUGGAUGCAGAUGAAAAAGGUCGGAUAUUAUGGGCAAUUAGUAAAGGACUUUAUCAUUUACAUGAGAAAAAUUUGAUUCAUCAAGAUUUCCAUCCAGGAAAUCUUUUGCUUAUUGAUGGAUAUUUAAGUAUUUCAGAUUUUGGUUUGUGCAAACAAGAAAAUCAAAAAUCAAAAUCAAAAACUGAAAAAAUUUUUGGAGUUUUACCUUAUGUUGCACCAGAAGUUUUAUGUGGAGAAGAAUAUACCAUGGCAUCAGAUGUAUACUCUUUCGGUAUUGUAGCAUGGGAAUUAAUAACUGGUUAUCCACCAUAUUACAAUAUUCCACAUGAUAAUGGUCUUAUAUUAAAAAUUUGUCACGGUUUACGUCCAGAAAUUCCAUCAGAUGUACCAAAAAUAAUGGUUAGAUUAAUUGAGGAAUGUUGGGAUGCUGAUCCUAAAAAAAGGCCAACAUCUAAACAAUUAUUUACUAUUAUCAAUAAAUGGUUAAUGAGUUCAGCUUUUGAUAAAUUUAUUUUACCGACAUCAACACUUCCUUCUUACAAUUUACAUUCUAAAGCAAUUUAUACAAGUAGACUUUUUAAUACCACAGCUUCAAAACCAUCAAAUGCAUCAACUUUUAGGAAAAUGUACAGUAAAGGUAAUAAUUUAUUUAAUAUUAUCAUUUAUUUGCUUCAAUAUAAUACUAAUUUAUAA